This is a messenger RNA of Anneissia japonica, 2853 nucleotides long. RefSeq names its product GPI transamidase component PIG-T-like. Gene Ontology annotation, biological process: attachment of GPI anchor to protein. Gene Ontology annotation, cellular component: GPI-anchor transamidase complex. The record is from RefSeq and is a predicted model, not a curated record. Bases 33 to 1844 code for a protein of 603 amino acids. NCBI's taxonomy places the organism in Eukaryota, Metazoa, Echinodermata, Crinoidea, Comatulida, Comatulidae. The transcript has 10 exons.
CGCAUUUACAUUAUAGCGCCACCAUAAACAGCAUGGCGGCGGGUAUAUCGAAGAACAAAAUUUAUCUGGUAGGCCUAGGCCUCUUAUACUUUAUUUUAUUAAUCGCUGACUGUUAUUCAUUUGAAGAUGUUUUAAAUGAGGAGCUACUUAUUAAGCCACUGCCGUCUGGCAAUGUGUAUGCUCACUUUCAGUUUACAACUAAAUGGGAUAUCGACAUACUAAGAGAGGAGAAAUUGUUGCACUACAACCUUUUUCCAAAGACACUUGGACAAGUUAUAAAUAAGUACUCUGUGCAAGAGUUACAUCUUUCACUCACACAGAGCAUUUGGCGUAGCAAUGCAUGGGGCUACCCAGCAAUUUCUGCGCCCCCUGGUGCAGAAAUAUGGGUGUGGUUCAAAAAAUCAACAAAGAAUGUCGAUGAAGCAUGGGCUGGAUUAGUGAAUGCCUUAUCUGGACAAUUCUGUGCCUCGCUCAACUUCAUUGAUAGCACAACCAGCAUCCAGCCAACAUUAUCUUUCAGACCUGAAGGCCUCCUACCUGAUGGUUACCCUACCGAUUCAAGGCUUCUCCGCUAUGCUUCAUUACCAAGAGAAAAUGUUUGCACUGAAAAUCUGACGCCAUGGAAAAAACUAUUACCUUGCACUUCAAUGGCUGGCUUAGGAACCCUUCUCCAGGCCACCCACCUCUACAAUGCUAACUACCACUCUCUGGCUGUUCAUGUCCGUCCUGUAUGCCGCGAUACUAUUUGUUCCCAGUCAUCGGUUGAACUGAGUCAGUCACUAGCCCUCGUCAUAGACCCAACACUCAGCAAGCUACAAAAAUCUACAGGCUGGUCGCUGCGUAAUAUGUUUGGGAAGAACAUUCAAGGAGGCUGCCCUCUAGCAACCACAAGUGUAGUCAUGGUUGAUGUUAGCAUGAAUUCUACCUCAAAUUUGAUGCAGCUAUCCCCAAAUCCAACUGAAGUUAUAUUUACGACUCGUGGUGGGGACAGUCGCAAAUAUGCUGUUUAUGACCUCCAUAAACAAGAAGGAAAGUUGAACAUUGAAGCAAAAAUGUUAACAAGUCAAAAACAAGCGCAAGCUACUCCACCUGCAGUGUAUGGCCAGAAAUAUCUGACAGGCUACGGUCAAGAGAAAGGCGGCAUCUCCUGCAUUCUACACAACAAUGACCCAUCCAAGUCCCUAAGAACUAUUUACCUGGAUAUAAUACCUUGGUAUAUGCGUCUGUACCUACACACCAUAAAGAUUACAAACUCGGUCAAGCAUAUUAAAGCAGAGAAGCUUUUGUAUAGUCCAGGGAAGGAUAGAACCAAACCGUACAUCUUGGAAAUGCAGCUUACGCUACCUCCCCGUUCCACCACUACAAUUAGCAUUCAGUUUGAUAAAGCAUUUUUGAAGUGGACGGAGCAUCCACCUGAUGCUAACAUUGGAUUCUACACAAGCUCUGCAGUCAUAAGCACCAUGUUAAUGUCAGCUGACAACAUCACAUCACCUGAGCACCAUACAGCAUUACUAACACCUAGCAUUCGUAAUCCCAGAGAGUCAGAGUUUUUCUUGCGUAUAUACACCGAAGGCCUGUUGGUACAGUUACCUACACCCGAUUUCAGCAUGCCUUAUAACGUAAUCUGUCUCACAUGCACUGUAGUGGCUAUAGGAUUUGGUUCAAUCCACAAUUUAACAACGCGUCAGUUUAUUCGAGAUUCAGAAGAAGAUCCUGGUUUAAAAGCGAAAGUACAGAAAUUCUUAUCAAAAUUAUGGAAGAAAAAAUCAAAUGAAAAAGAUGAGAGUGCAUCAAAGAAUGGAAAGACGGAUGAAGACGAUAAGAAAUCAGAAGAGGCAACCUGAUAGCAUCGUGAGGGCAAUAAUAGGAUUUUGUGAAGAAAAAACACUGGAAAGCAUAGGCAAUGACUUGUCCAUCUUUCCAGCAUAUUUUUUGGAAUCGUAUUUGAAUCUUCUGUCGAUAUAGAGAAAAGCAGGUUGUAAGAAAUAUAAUGAAAAGGCUGGAGAACAUGAGAAAGUAACAUUGAUAAAGAGGAGAAAAAGGAGAAUGAAAAGAUUAAACUGGAGAAUAUAGAUGCUGAUAUAAUAAUGAUGAUGAUGGGAGUAGCAAUCUUUAAAUGGGGGAGCUGAUUGGUGGGGGGGAAAUGUGGCGCGUGAAGGAGGGCUCGAUGAUUAAGUGAGGGACCUAGGUCGUGAUAUGAGUGAUUUUUAACUAGAGCACGAUUUUUUUUUGCUUCAGACAUUAUCAAUGUGGUACAACACCAGGAUGUCAAGAGUAUGCGAUGAGGGAGUGUGUAAUACUUAGAACAAAUGGCAAUGAAAUUUCUGUAUAUUUGUUUAAUAUUUAAUUGGUUGUUUAAAUGUGCUACUUUCCGAGUCCCAAACCUGCAUCAAAUUACACAGCAAGAUUAAUGAAAAUGGAUGAAGUUGGUCAUACUAAUUUAGCAGGCAAUUAUAUUUGCUAUAUGUGAUUCUGUGAAGUACUUAAAACGAAUGUUACUCCGAAUAAAGAAACGGAGGCCAUGACCUGUAAUUGAUAAUAUUUUUAUGGUUGACUGCAUUAUUUUAGGCCGAUAAAUUGUGUACCCCACUAUGUUUCAAAAUUAUUUUCCCUAUUUGUGGUAUGCAAUGGCCACCUUGAUUUUGCUUUCACUACAGGAGCAUUGCUCAGGUACUCAAGUAACUAUGCAAGUAACACAGACCUGUAUGGUCAGUUAACGUGGAGGUAAGGGAGGAAAGUCCUUAUCUUGGCCCAAGAAGCAACACUUCAAUCAAAACCAUUUUUGCAAAUGUUUCUUAAUGUGGCAACAUUGUAAGAAGAAUUGUUUGAAAUAAAGGAAUCAACAAAUCCAAA